Messenger RNA from Pipistrellus nathusii (Nathusius's pipistrelle), 687 nucleotides. NCBI's taxonomy places the organism in Eukaryota, Metazoa, Chordata, Mammalia, Chiroptera, Vespertilionidae. The record is from the annotation of a GenBank genome assembly.
AUGUACCCCCUCUGUCACCUCGGGCUGUUGCUUCUGCCCCUGCUCCUGAUGGGAACAGCUGCUCAGGAUCCCCUAGGAAAUAACGCGGAGAUCUGUCUGCUGCCCAUGGACAUAGGGCCCUGCCGCGCCCGGGUCCCCAGUUUCUACUAUAACAGGUACACCCAGAGCUGCAGCCCGUUCAUGUACGGGGGCUGCGAGGGCAACGCCAACAACUUCGAGACCCGGGAGGCCUGCGAGGAAGCCUGCUGGAGGAUAGAGAAAGUCCCCAAAAUCUGCCGUUUGGAAGUCAGCGAGGGGCAUUGUGGGGAGUCCCGAGGCCACUAUUUCUUCAAUCUAAGCUCCAUGGCAUGUGAAAAAUUCAUGUCUGGGUGUCACCGAAGUGGGAACCAGUUCCCGGAUGAAGCUUCUUGCAGGGACUACUGUGUACCGAGAAAACGUCCGUCAUUUUGCUACAGUCCAAGAGAUGAGGGACUAUGCUCUGCUAAUGUGACUCGCUAUCAUUUUAACCCAAGACACAAUGCCUGCCAGGCCUUCACCUACACUGGCUGUGGGGGGAAUGACAACAAUUUUGUGAGCAUGAAGGACUGCAAACGUGUUUGUAUGAAAGCCUUGAGGAAGAAAACAGGUAAGAAGAUGCCAAGGCUUUUCUUUCCUGAAAGAAGACUGAAACUUCAGAAGAAAUAUUAA